Molecule: messenger RNA, 1849 nt
Organism: Drosophila ficusphila
Lineage: Eukaryota; Metazoa; Arthropoda; Insecta; Diptera; Drosophilidae
Gene: bip1
Exons: 4
Coding region: 310-1539 (409 amino acids)
Source: RefSeq, a predicted model, not a curated record
UUUCCGCAGUCGGCGGUCACGAGUGACGUAGCUCAGUAUAGAAUGCAGAACGUUAUCGCAGUCGGAACCCCAGAGCCGCUCGGUAAUAAGUAGAUAGGGGAGCCUUUUAAUCGGAUCCAACUAAACCAAGCAUUCCAAUCGAUCCACUCGUUUUAAUCGGCGGCACUUAUUUCAAAGACCCGCAACCGAAAGCUUCUGGCAAGCGUUCUUUUUGAAAAGCACGCAUAAUCAUAAUAUUAACAGAAGGGUUAUUCAACCCACAACUGCCGCGCAGCGCGUAAGAGACACGCGAGAGCAACAGGUGACAGCAUGAGCACUUUACGGAUUUGUCAGGCCGUUUCACUUAAUCCCAGUGCUCUCGAGACGGAAACUGUCGUGCCAUCGUCCUCGAGGAUCUGUUUAAUGGGUUGCCGGGAUGUGAAGCCCAAUGAGCUGCGUCGUUUUCCAGUCCACGAUGCUGAACGCUGCAAUCAUUGGCUGCGUCACUUCGGCGUCAGCGAUAAAUUGGUGGAUCAACUCGGCGGCCUGCAAAAGCUGCGCAUCUGCUUCAGACAUUUUAGCCAACGCCAGGAGAUGGCCAAAACCCGCAUCAAGAUGACGCCGCUGCGCAAGUCCUCGAAGGGUAUUGUAUUACCCAGUAAUGGAGGGACCGUCACAACUGGCGGCGCCGGAGGGGGAGGAACAGGGAGCGGUGCUGUCAAGUCGGCGGUGGCCAACAGCACCAUUGAACUUGUAGAGAGUCCCACCAGAGAUCUAGCGAAGAACCAUCAGUCCAAGAAGCCCACUCCCAGCAUUAUAACCAUGCCCCAGCGUUCCCACUCCAUUAGCUCCUCGGCCUCCAGCGAUGUGCAGUCCAUAAACUCAGACUACGAAGCUACACUUCCACUAGAGGACAGCCAGAAUGGACUCAACCGUUUGGAGAACGCCCAGAACAAAAAGAGGAAGCUCUACGUGAUCACCGAGAAAUCAGAUGAUACUAAUGGCCACACUCCGGAGAUCAAUGGACAAGCCAAGAAGCGCAAGAUGUUCGUGGUUGUGGAGCAGGAUAAAGAAGCUGCUGGCAAGAAACUGAUGAUUAUGACCGACAAGCCACAGGCCGAUCUCACCCAGCAUUUGGAGAAACUGCUGCCCGAGCUCCUGAAUCGCAUACAGGACAAGGAACAGAAGCAGGUCAAACCGACUCCAGUGGUGGUCAAGUCCAAGCCAGUGGUCAACAAUGCCAGACCCCAAAUAACAUUGCCGCCCAAGAAGAAUCCCACGAACUUUGCCAAGAUCACGCCCACUCCAAGUCCAGUGCCUUCACCAAUUCAGAUGCCUCUACCAAUUCAAAAUGCCAAGAUCUUGAAGACCGAGAACUUGGAGGAGAAAAUGAAUUCAGAGGACAUCGAGACGAACAUAAAUCUGUCGCCCGACUUCCGCUUCCUGAUGAAGAUCCUUCCCAAAUUGGAACAGCUGCCGGAGCCGCACAAGCAGAACGUCAAGCGUUCAAUUCAAAUCUUCGUGGAGAAGAGCUACAGUAUCUACGGCAAUAAGGAUUAGUUACCAGUAUUUGAACACCGAUUUAAUUUGCAUUUCAUGUGAAAAAGUUACCAUUAUUUUCGAGAGAAUCAUACAUAUAUAAAAGGCAUUUCAUUACGUUGUCUAAGACUGAAGCAGACCAAUUUAAUUUGUAAGCCAACACAGAGCUGAAGCAGCUCCCCAAUUAGACGUAUAAGCCAUUACAAUAUUCGAUAUUACCCCGCUGGAGAAGGGUAAAUUCUGGAAAAGUUAAGCCAUAAUAAGGAUUACCAAGAUUGAAGUUCUUUCUGUAUUGAAUAAAUGAGAGCUUGAUUUAAGCCCGAGAAUUAAA